Coffea arabica (coffee) is the source of this 566-nucleotide messenger RNA. RefSeq names its product auxin-responsive protein SAUR22-like. Gene Ontology annotation, biological process: response to auxin. The record is from RefSeq and is a predicted model, not a curated record. NCBI's taxonomy places the organism in Eukaryota, Viridiplantae, Streptophyta, Magnoliopsida, Gentianales, Rubiaceae.
UUCGUAAAACAUCAUACAAGCUUUCUUUUUCCUUUAAAUCCUUCUAUUUUUGUUCGUUUGAUUUAAUACAAGGAAGCAUCUUGUAGAACAAUGGCUAUCCGUUUGCCCCGUAUUAUUCAAGCUAAGCAAAUUCUUAAGCGCUCUCUGUUGACAUCUAAUGCUGCCAUUUCAGCUUCUGUAGAUGUUCCAAGAGGCUAUUUAGCGGUUUACGUUGGAGAAAGCAAAAAGAAACGAUUUGUGAUUCCCGUUGCUUACUUGAAUGAGCCUGAAUUCCAAGAAUUACUAACCCAAGCUGAGGAAGAAUUUGGUUUUGAUCAUCCGAUGGGGGGUUUGACAAUCCCCUGCAGAGAAGACAUUUUCAUUGAUCUCACUUCUCGCCUGGGUAGAAAUAUGAGUUAGCCGAGACGGCACGCGGUAUUAAACAAUACUAGUUGUUAGCUGGUAUAGCAAAACACAAUUUUUGCACUGUAGAGCAAGCAGAUUGUUUUGUACAGUUGCCUUUGAAUCAGAGUUGUGAAACUCUUUUACUCAAAAGGUACCAUUUCAACAGGAUUUGACUUUCCAAA